AUGGAAUUGGUGACGGAGGAGACAAAGGAGACGUCAGCAGAGGCGGGGAGUGGAGGCAGUAGGUUUUGGUGGGACCAGAACAUGAAGUUGCAUGAACUGAAACAGCACAAGACAUCUUUGGAGGAGCGGAGUCCUUUGUAUUUUUUUUCUGUAAUUAUUCUCUUCCCUAUUUUACUCACUGCAAUCUAUUCAAUCUUCUGGAAACAAACCCUAGUGGGUCAUUCAUUGAUGGGGGGGCUUGUCAAUAACUUGUCUGGCUUAUUGAGGACAUCACAUGAUAUGACAUGCAGCCCUUUCUUGUCUCAGCAGCAAAGGACCUUCAUACAGAUGGGGACUAUUCUCCAAGUCGCAGACAACUCAGGGGCGAAAAAGGUGAGGUGCAUACAAGCUUUGAAUGCAAGCAAGAAGGGGGCAAGAUUGGGAGACACAAUCAUCGAGCGAAAACAUCAGAAAGAAGAGAAGAAGAAAAUAACGGGGAAAGGAGCCGUGGUGUAUGCCGUGGUUGUUCGUGCUGCCAUGCAACGAGGCCGUUGUGAUGGGAGCGAGGUCAAGUUUGAUGACAAUGCUGUGGUGCUUGUUGACAAAAACAGUAGGCAGCCGCUUGGGACUAGAGUAUUUGGACCCGUCCCGCAUGAGUUGCGGAAGAAAAAGCAUCUGAAGAUUCUUAGUUUGGCGCAGCAUGUUGCCUGA
Prunus avium (sweet cherry) is the source of this 690-nucleotide messenger RNA. Lineage: Eukaryota; Viridiplantae; Streptophyta; Magnoliopsida; Rosales; Rosaceae. The record is from RefSeq and is a predicted model, not a curated record.